Messenger RNA from Planococcus citri (citrus mealybug), 2007 nucleotides. It is a transcript of the gene pkaap, whose product is annotated as A-kinase anchoring protein pkaap. NCBI's taxonomy places the organism in Eukaryota, Metazoa, Arthropoda, Insecta, Hemiptera, Pseudococcidae. The transcript has 8 exons. Bases 504 to 1886 code for a protein of 460 amino acids. Gene Ontology annotation, biological process: intracellular protein localization. Gene Ontology annotation, cellular component: mitochondrion; plasma membrane. The record is from RefSeq and is a predicted model, not a curated record.
UGUCAACAGAAACAGAAGAACAGUGAACUGUAGAAUAUUUCGUGUAAAUUCAACUCGCAAACUGGAGUAAAACUAAAGUGCUAUUCGUAUUUACUUUAUAUAUGCGAAGAAAAGUAUUUAGCUGUCAGUCUAGAGCAUCGAACAACAGCGAUUGUGAAUGAUUUCGGGUCUCGACGAAAUGCGAAUAUUUUUACGACACUGGAAAAUGAGUACGUCGUCAAAUUCACCCUCGUACAUUUUAUAUCGUGUAGGUAGUAAAUUGUAAAGUAAAUGAAUCGAAGCGACUGUACCUCCUUGUUUCUGUCGCAAGCAGAGUUCUGUAUUUGUUAUCAAUCGUUAUCAAACGCUAGUACUUUCGAAUCGCAAACGUAAUAAUUCGACUCGUUUAUAUCGUACAUCCAUUACGGUUACAUUUCAUCUUCAUGAUCGAGCUGAACUUGUCGACACAUUCCGUCACCGUAUCCGGUUAAUACGAUAUCGAAAUUUUUCUUAAACAUGGUAGGAUGCUCAAUUUAUGGAAGAAAAUCCAGGAGAAAGGACACAUUAACACUUCGCCGAAAAGAAAAGAAACGGUCGAGUUCACUUGUCUGGAUCCGCGAUACGAUGGACCUUUGAGAGGAUUCGAGUUGAAUGCCAACGAUAUCAUUACAUCGGCGCAAAAAUGUUACCUCAAUGCGACGUUGGACGACAUAUUUCGCGAUAACAAAAUAGGCUACAAUUAUUUCAAGAAUUUCUUGGAAAGUAAACCGAUGACCGUAGAAGUACUACAUUUGUGGAGUCGAAUCUCGACGAACCAAUCGCUCAAAGAUGGAGACGUCGUCACGAGCGAUAAUCAGUCAGCAACUGCAGCAUUUGCAGUCAGGAAGAUGGAUUCGCUGCUGGACGGCGAAGCUCAGGCGAAUACGUCGACAUCGGCAAUCGGCGGUAAACUACCGGACCAUUUGCGAAACAAACUGGCGUUACUUUCUAAUAAGGGGAACGUGGACGAUUUAUCCCAAGCUGACUUAGACGCUUUGAAGUCCAUAGCGAACGAAUUACUACGCGAAUAUUGGAAUGAAUUUUUGCGGAGCAAAUGGUACUGCCGGUAUCAAGUCGAUUUAUUAACUAGCAGAUGUAUAACGCUGGCAGACGUGUUGCACCACGAUACAGCGUUGUCUUAUUUCAUACAAUUUCUAGAAACCGAAGGAUGCCAGCACACUGUGGAAUUUUGGUUCGCUGCUACGUAUCACGAAAAAUUCGUUCGCAAUUCCAUAAAUAACGGUACUUACGAUACGGAAAGAAAUCACGCGUUGACGGAAGCCAUUCGUAUUUAUGAAAAAUAUUUAUCGUUGCAAGCGACGUGCCCUCUCGGUUUCAGCGAUCAUGUUCGGUGCGCUGUCGAAGAGGCUAUAUGCGACGAAGUGAAUGGACCGAACUUGGAUUGCUUUAAACCAGCUGUGAACGUGGUUCUAGCAUUUUUACAAACGCACUAUUUAAUUCCUUUCUUUUCGUCGCAGCAUUACGUGCAUUUAUUAUCGGACAUGAUCAGGAAUAGUACUAUGCUCGCUAAUCAUUCCCCUACUUCUUCUAUUAGCGAUUUUAGCGUAGAAUCGAAGCAACCGCUUCUCAACAAACAAGACCCUGAUUCGAUUUGGUGUCGAAGGAAACAGAGUGGAUUAAGUUUCGGACGAAUAGACCAAUUGGGACGAUUUCGAAGAGACAUCGAACCGGAUCCAGGACGUAAAAACGAGUGGAAAAUUUCUAAAAUGAUGAAGAAAUGGGUGCAACGAGGUGAGAAUAAGGUCGAAGAAGAAAUGGCGUGGCAAGUUGCCGAAAUGGUUGUGAAAGAUGUUAUUGAUUUGACUAUGGGCUGUAAUGGCGAAACCGAUGGAGUAGAAGAAGACUGAUUUCUUCGUUAAUGGAAGCAGGUCGAUGGGUAAUGAACCAAAAACCACCGUAUUCAUUUAACGGUCAACGUUUUUUUCUGUAAUGUUGUAAUAUUUUUGUCAAUAAUGAAUUUUUAUUUUA